Messenger RNA from Dipodomys spectabilis (banner-tailed kangaroo rat), 2184 nucleotides. It is a transcript of the gene Snapc3, whose product is annotated as small nuclear RNA activating complex polypeptide 3. Gene Ontology annotation, molecular function: core promoter sequence-specific DNA binding; RNA polymerase II cis-regulatory region sequence-specific DNA binding; RNA polymerase III type 3 promoter sequence-specific DNA binding. Gene Ontology annotation, cellular component: snRNA-activating protein complex. The record is from RefSeq and is a predicted model, not a curated record. Bases 42 to 1160 code for a protein of 372 amino acids. Gene Ontology annotation, biological process: snRNA transcription by RNA polymerase III; snRNA transcription by RNA polymerase II. The transcript is spliced from 9 exons. NCBI's taxonomy places the organism in Eukaryota, Metazoa, Chordata, Mammalia, Rodentia, Heteromyidae.
UCCUGCUCACGGGGCUUUUGCGGAAAAGGAGUGUGGCUGACAUGGCUGAAGAUGCUGGGGCCGGUCCUGCGUGUAGCGGGAUGGGCGGUAAGCAGGAUCCUGUGUCUAGUGCUGGCGGUUGCAACUUUCCAGAGUACGAGUUCCCGGAGCUGAACACUCGCGCUUUCCACGUGGGAGCCUUUGGGGAGCUGUGGCGCGGCCGGCUGCGCGGAGGCGGGGACUUGUCGCUGAGGGAGCCGCCGACCCCCGGGGUUGCGGACUCCGACCUGGAAGAUGUCGCGGUGGCCCGGGAUCUGGGUUGCAGCCUGGAUGCGGCGGCCGAGCUGAGGGCGGUGUGCGGCGUUGAUAAACUGAAAUGCCUUGAAGAAGGUGAGGAUCCUGAAGUCAUUCCAGAAGAUACUGACCUGGUGACUUUGGGGGUUAGAAAGAGGUUCUUGGAACAUCGAGAAGAAACCAUCACGAUAGAUCGAGUCUGCAGACAAGAAACAUUUGCUUAUGAGAUGGAGUCACAUGCAAUAGGCAAAAAGCCUGAAAAUCCAGCAGACCUGAUUGAAGAAGGAGAGCUUAUCCUAUCUGUGAAUAUCUUGUAUCCUAUUAUAUUUCAAAAGCAUAAAGAACAUAAGCCAUUCCAGACGAUGCUGGUUUUGGGCAGUCAAAAGCUCACAGAACUGAGAGACUCAAUUUGCUGUGUCAGUGACCUGCAGAUUGGUGGAGAAUUCAGCAACACUCCUGACCAAGCUCCUGAGCAUAUUAGCAAAGACCUAUAUAAAUCAGCCUUCUUUUAUUUUGAAGGGACAUUUUACAAUGAUAAAAGAUACCCGGAAUGCAGAGAUUUGAGCAGAACCAUCAUUGAAUGGUCAGAAUCCCAUGAUCGAGGCUAUGGAAAGUUGCAUACUGCUAGAAUGGAAGAUUUUACCUUCAAUGACCUAAAAAUUAAACUGGGCUUUCCUUACUUAUACUGUCACCAGGGAGACUGUGAACAUGUUAUUGUCAUUACAGACAUAAGGCUUGUGCAUCAUGACGACUGCUUGGAUAGAAAACUUUAUCCACUUCUUACUAAAAAGCACUGGCUAUGGACCAGAAAAUGUUUUGUGUGUAAAAUGUACACAGCUAGGUUAUAUUUACAUCCAGCUGAAUUCCAUAUUUCUCUGAAUGGCUAAGAACAUCUUACCAUUACAAAGCCUGUUUAAAAGAUUUGACAGUAAAGGUAUUUUCAUGGACUUAUAUAUCAACAUCCUGUUUCUGGUAUGUCUAAGGUGCUCACAUUCACAUUCAGUGGAUUAGCAAAAAGGACUAGACACCCCUCAAUGGCUGCCUUAUUUUGUGCCUAAAUUUUUACAUUCUUGUAUCCAAUGGUGCUAACAUUGAUCAAACUGAAAAUUAUGUUGGAAAAAAAAUCACAGCUUUAAGAUGAGUGAUUUACCCAAGUCCUAGAAGUCUACAGGUAAAAAAUUAUUUUGAUUUCUUUAUUAAUAUUCUAUUUCUUAUAGCUCUUGCAAUAAUUUAGAACGGUUGGUUUGUUUUUGAUUGGUUUUCACUUCUUACAACAGAUUAGCUAAUCCACUUAGGUAUCAGAUAAAACAUUACUGUACUAGACUUCUUUAUGAUUGAGAAUCUUGUUCUGCUAGUUCUUGGGGCUAACACUGUCAAAGACCUAUUUACUAACAAAACUGAGAAACAAGGAACAAUGUGUUGCCCAAUAUGUUACUGAUCAUUUAUGGCAGCUGGCAUCCCCAUUAAAUUCAUGUCAAAACAACUGCCUAACUUUAUACAUUCUAGACCUAUAAAAUCCCUGAAAUAAGACUUUAUUGAAAUGCAACUUUAGUAAAUAUACCAUGGCUUUUACAUGUAUCAAUGUAAGAAGCAAAAGCAGAUACUAAAGUAGGGAAUCUAUCAAUACCUCCAAGUUAGAAAUUAGUUCUCUGUAUAAUGAUGAGUACAUGUGCAAAAGACCACUGUACAGAAAAGCAAUAGUAUUCCCUUAAACAUCUCUCUCUAGCUUCAAAAUCCUUUUCAGACAUUGAUAGUUUUACUUAGGAAAAGGACAGUUGUCUCUAACAGCACUGUUAAGAGAAUAACACAACAAUAUAAGCAUAUAGUAGUAGCAUAUAACCAUAUAGUAGUAGAUUCUUCAUUUCUUGGGGGCUUAGAGAUAUAGGUUUGCUAUUUCCAAUACAUUAAAAA